Messenger RNA from Raphanus sativus (radish), 1627 nucleotides. Its product is annotated as EPIDERMAL PATTERNING FACTOR-like protein 3. The coding region runs from base 653 to 1048 and encodes 131 amino acids. The transcript has 2 exons. Lineage: Eukaryota; Viridiplantae; Streptophyta; Magnoliopsida; Brassicales; Brassicaceae. The record is from RefSeq and is a predicted model, not a curated record. Gene Ontology annotation, biological process: stomatal complex development; guard cell differentiation.
AGUAACGUUUCAGACUCCUGUGAGGCUGUGAGCUUGGCAUUAACCUACACUAUAAACUAUCCAUUUCCAUCAUUUAUUGGAUCUGACACCAUCAAGCCAAGCCUUCUGCCUACGCUUGCAGCAUGGAUAUAACUCUUGUCACUGAACAUGUGUACGGUGUACUAUAAAGAAAAUAACCCUACUUCUACUAGUUUAUUUCUUUUAUCGCUAGUGAUGGAAACGAGGCCAUAGAGCUAAAAAAAAUGGCUCUGCAGUCUAUGCAAAGACAAACAAAAGACUCUCUCUCUCUCUCUUUCUUAACUGUUUUCUGAUUCAAAUAUUUACUUCAUGUACCCGGUAAUGUCAGAAAAGAUGUUCAAUUAAUGAGUUGUAAAAUCCCAAAGAUCCAAAAAAACUUGAGAAGAAAACGUGAAAACAUGCUCAUAGGUUAGUCGGUUUUGAUUUUUUUUUAAAUCAGAAGGCAAGAGUUAAUAGAUUGGUAAAGAAAAUAACUUGACUUGUCCCAUAAGCAACAACCUUGCCUAUGCUGUAGGCACUAAGCCUAAGACUAAACCCCUCUAAAACCCACAAGCUUCUUUAGAUCUCAGUAUCCUUCUUCUUCCUCUUUCAGGCUUCUAUAUAAAGCCAUUAUCAUCAUCAAGUUAUCUUUAUCAUGAGAAACCAUCAAGUUAUCUUCAUCAUGAGAAUGGGAGAAAUAAGAAAGUGGUAUGUGGCUAUAAUGGCGUUGAUACAAGUAGUGAGCUGGGUGUGUGCAACAAGCAGACCUAUUGCUUUCAGUCAUGUUUCUUUUCAUCCAGGGAUAUUAAGCCCACAGGCGGCAGAACACAACUCUAGGAGACCACCUAUAUUGAAGCCAAAUGAGAAAACAGAGAUAGGAGAGAUGGAGAAGAGAAGAAUAGGAUCAAAGCCACCAAAUUGUGAGAAGAAAUGCUAUGGAUGUGAGCCAUGUGAAGCAAUCCAAGUCCCUUCCAUUUCUUCAGUUCCUAACCUCUCUACUCAUUAUGCUAAUUACCAACCUGAGGGUUGGAGAUGCCACUGUGCCCCUUAAUUAAUCACUUCUUAUUCCUUAAUUAGACUUUGUCAACAACUUAACAUAUAUCCUACAUGUCUCUCUUUUUAAAUUAUUAUCAUCAGCAUUGUGGACUUUUAGUAACUACAAGAUAUUUCAUAUGUAAUUAAUCAAAGUUAUUUAAAAUGAGAAACGUUAAUCAACUUAUCAUCGCAUACCAUUUUGAGCUACGUAGUAUGAAGUAUAAACUGAUACUUAUGUCUGCAACGUGAUCCAAGCUGUCUAAAUUUUGACAGGAGAUAAGACGAAGACAGCAAUUAAUUUACGGUACGUUGUUCUUCUAUGUUGCUGAAAAUACUCAAGUGUUUUAUAAUUGAUACUAAGUGGCUUCCUAAAUGCAGAUCAGAUGAUCAAACAUCCAUAUGCAGCGUUUGCAUAGAUCAUUGAUGGGAAGACACUUACAUAUUGCUUCGGAGGAUGAUAUUUAGCAUCAAUUACUUGCACUAGCAGUUGGACGUGUCUCUCCCAAGCAGAAAGCACUUUGUAAGACUGAUGCACCACAAGUCCUAAUAAUAGCUUCUGAUUGUUGAUUUGAACCACUUAUGCUGGUUUAUCAAU